Molecule: messenger RNA, 1392 nt
Organism: Triticum aestivum (bread wheat)
Lineage: Eukaryota; Viridiplantae; Streptophyta; Magnoliopsida; Poales; Poaceae
Exons: 4
Coding region: 78-908 (276 amino acids)
Molecular function (GO): nitrite reductase [NAD(P)H] activity; 2 iron, 2 sulfur cluster binding
Source: RefSeq, a predicted model, not a curated record
UCCACCCCACACCACCACCCCGCCCUCCUCCACCACCCUAACCCCUCCGCCCCCACACGCCUCCUCGCAUUCCCCCAAUGGCGGCCAUUACCACCACAACCGCGUCCUCCUCCUUCCUCCACCGCCGUAUCUCCUCGUCACCAGCAACAACCACCACCCCGCGUAGCCACCUGGUUCCCUUCCACGCGCGCAACCGGUGCCACCCCAGGUUCGCCUGCCGCGCCACCGAUGUGUCCGGGGCCGAGCCAUCGGCGCCUCCAGAGACCGGAGGGGGCAGCAGCUGGUUACCGGUGGUGCCGCUGGCGGCGCUCCCGCGGGGAGAGCGCCGUGUGAUCGUACAGGGCGGGGAGGAGAUCCUGCUUCUCUGGUACAAGGAUGAGGUAUUCGCCAUCGAGAACCGCUCCCCGGCCGAGGGCGCGUACACCGAGGGUCUCCUCAACGCCAAGCUCACGCAGGAUGGCUGCAUUGUUUGCCCAUCAACAGAUAGUACCUUUGAUCUUCGCACUGGAGAAAUAAAAGAGUGGUAUCCGAAAAACCCUGUUUUAAGGGCUCUGACACCUGUAUUGAGAAAACUAUUCGUGUACCCUGCAAAAACGGAUGGAGAAAAUAUAUACAUCAGCAUUAGGGGCGCUGCUAGCUCUGUAGGAUCAGCUGAGAUUCUGUUCAGCGGGAAAGCUCAACCAGGGAGUACUGCAUCUGAUGUCAACAUCGAAGAGGUGAGAAUGGUGGUCGAUGAAGGUGUAGGAGGUUUUGGUUUCACUGCUUACAAUGAACUGGUCAACGGAAAAGCUGCCAUAAUUGGCUUUCUAUUGUUGAUAGAUUUUGAACUUUUAACUGGUAAAGGCCUUCUCAAGGGGACUGGUCUAUUGGACUUCAUCUAUGCAAUUUCAAGAGCUUUCAGCUCGUAAAGAUGUUUUCUGUUUAGUGUGGAGUGUUAUCAAGGUUUAUUAACUCGAACCUGAAAGAAGUGUUCGAGUGAAUAAACCACUUCUUUCAGGUUCGAGUGAAUAACAAGAGAUUGCUGCUUGUUAUCAUGCAAGGAGUACAACAAUACUGUAUUAUUUCCGGUGUGAGGUUUAGUGGAGCAAUCUGAUUUCGAAGUAUUUAUGUAAAGCGCCUUCGAGUGCCAGGCCGGUUAUCUUGCCAGUUGAUCUACUACGUUAACCAAGGGGGCAAUGGUUGUGUGCAUCAUCGAUGCAGAAGCAGGGACGCAAUAAACUUUUCCACCAUCUAACACAAAAGUGCACAACAAUUUCAAUGUCAUCGUGAGGAAAUGUAGAGAGCACAUGCCCCAGGUUCAUUUCAGUGUGGAGUUCAACAAUGCUUAUGCUCUUCUAGAAAUGUAAAGAGCACAUGCCCCAGGUUCAUUUCAGUGUGGAGUUCAACAAUGCU